CGCCCGGCCCCUUCCCUCGGGCACACCCGCCGCCCGCUCCUGCCGCCGGGGAAGGCAGCGGGGCCGGGUAAACGCAUCGGCCGCUCCUCCGCGCCACAUUCGCCAAACGCCGGGGCACACGCCUCAGGCUGCUCCUCGGCCGGGCCGGGCCGGGGGAAAAGGGGUUGGCGACGCUUCUGCCUGAGGAGCGGGAAGAGGGGCUGAAAUAGAGAGAGGCGGGAACCGGCUGCCCCCCGCCCGGGGCUAGCGAAUCGGCCUCUGCCGACGGGAGCAGCCGCCAUCCCGGGUGAGACAAUGAACGACUGGGCCCCCAUAGCGAAGGAGUAUGACCCCCUCAAAGCCGGGAGCAUUGAUGGCACCGAUGAAGAGCCCCACGACCGAGCCAUAUGGAGGGCUAUGUUGGCACGGUAUGUACCCAACAAGGGAGUUACAGGAGAUCCUCACCUCACCCUGUUUGUCGCGAGGCUCAACCUUCAGACAACAGAAGAGAAGCUGAAGGAGGUCUUUUCCCGGUAUGGAGACAUCAGGAAGAUCCGUCUGGUUCGAGACCUGGUCACGGGGUUUUCUAAAGGUUAUGCAUUUAUUGAGUACAAAGAGGAGCGUGCUCUCUUGAAGGCCCACAGAGAUGCCAACAGGCUGGUUAUUGAUCAACAUGAGAUCUUUGUAGACUUUGAACUGGAAAGAACUCUUAAAGGAUGGAUUCCUCGGAGGCUUGGAGGUGGGUUUGGAGGCAAAAAAGAAUCCGGGCAGCUCCGGUUUGGAGGACGGGACAGACCUUUCCGAAAGCCCAUCAAUUUGCCAAACGUGAAAAACGAGUUUUAUGGAGAAGGAUCAGCAGAGAAAAGAAACUGGUCUCGUGAAGGAACAAGGGACUGGAGAGCCAGGGACCGAGACCAUGAAAGGAGCAGAGACAAGCGAUGGCCAGAAAGGGAGCGCUCGUGGGCUUGGGGUGACAGUGAGAGAGAGAGGGACUCUAAAGAAGAGAGAAGCAGAGGAAGGGAGAAGAAGGACAGAGACAGGAAGGACAGGGACAGAGACCAGAGCAGGGAAAGAGAUACCAAGAAACAAAGAGACGAGGAUAAGCACCGGUAGGUGAUGUUUGUUGGGGUAGGGUGUCUGCUCUUAUAUCCACAGCUGAGGUGUUGCCUCCAGCCUGGGGCUGUGAGCAGCAUUCCCAGAACAGGGAGCUGUGCUGUUACUGUCCUGUGCCUGUGACUCUCUCCAGCUAGAAUGUCUGUCUAGUUUCGUUGCUAAUGCAGUUGGGAUACGUGUUGAAUUCUCAGACAAAAUAAAUUUUUGUGUUCAUGUU
This is a messenger RNA of Apus apus (common swift), 1309 nucleotides long. RefSeq names its product small nuclear ribonucleoprotein U11/U12 subunit 35 (gene SNRNP35). NCBI's taxonomy places the organism in Eukaryota, Metazoa, Chordata, Aves, Apodiformes, Apodidae. The transcript is spliced from 2 exons. Gene Ontology annotation, biological process: mRNA splicing, via spliceosome. Gene Ontology annotation, cellular component: U12-type spliceosomal complex; precatalytic spliceosome. The record is from RefSeq and is a predicted model, not a curated record. Gene Ontology annotation, molecular function: snRNA binding; mRNA binding. Bases 295 to 1092 code for a protein of 265 amino acids.